This is a messenger RNA of Saccharomyces mikatae IFO 1815, 2025 nucleotides long. It is a transcript of the gene TOK1, whose product is annotated as Tok1p. Bases 1 to 2025 code for a protein of 674 amino acids. The record is from RefSeq and is a predicted model, not a curated record. The transcript has a single exon. NCBI's taxonomy places the organism in Eukaryota, Fungi, Ascomycota, Saccharomycetes, Saccharomycetales, Saccharomycetaceae. Gene Ontology annotation, cellular component: membrane. Gene Ontology annotation, biological process: stabilization of membrane potential; potassium ion transmembrane transport. Gene Ontology annotation, molecular function: potassium ion leak channel activity.
AUGGGGAGAGCGGACCAAGAGAGCCCAGCUCAAGCUGGUAGACCGCAUGCAAACUCCACAGUGAAAGAAACGAAGCGUGUUCUUGCAGAGGAACUAAAGGACGCAUUGCGGUUUCGGGAUGAAAGAGUUAGUAUCAUCAAUGCAGAGCCUUCAUCAACCUUGUUUGUCUUUUGGUUUGUAGUUUCGUGCUAUUUUCCCGUGAUCACAGCCUGUUUGGGUCCCAUAGCUAAUACCAUUUCGAUAGCUUGUGUGGUAGAAAAAUGGAGAUCGGUAAGAAACAACUCUAUAGUGACGAAUCCACAGAGCAGCGACACGGACAUUUUGAUGAACCAAGUGAAAACGGUUUUUGAUCCUCCUGGAGUUUUUGCCGUAAAUAUCGUGUCUCUAAUAUUGGGCUUUACUUCAAAUAUUGUUCUGAUGUUACAUUUUAGUAAGAAGUUGACGUACCUUAAAUCUCAGUUGAUCAAUAUCACAGGUUGGACACUAGCUGGGGGAAUGCUUUUGGUAGACGUGAUUGUAUGUUCCUUGAAUGACAUGCCUAACAUUUAUAGCAAGACCAUUGGGUUCUGGUUCGCAUGUAUCAGUUCUGGUUUAUAUCUUGUAUGCACCAUCAUUUUGACGAUACAUUUUAUUGGUUAUAAACUACAAAAAUAUCCUCCUACGUUUAACCUUUUACCAAAUGAAAGAAGUAUUAUGGCCUUCACUGUGCUACUCUCUAUAUGGUUGAUUUGGGGUUCAGGCAUGUUUAGUGCUUUGUUACACAUUACCUAUGGAAAUGCACUCUAUUUCUGCACGGUAUCAUUAUUAACCGUCGGACUAGGUGAUAUUUUACCUGAAUCUGUUGGUGCCAAAAUAAUGGUUUUAAUUUUUUCCCUAUCUGGAGUUGUGUUGAUGGGUCUGAUCGUAUUUAUGACGAGAUCUAUCAUCCAGAAAUCGUCUGGACCAAUUUUCUUUUUCCAUAGAAUUGAAAAUGGGAGGUCCAAAGCGUGGAAACGUUAUAUGGAGGGUGAAAAAACUUCAUCUGAAAGGGAAGCUUUUGAUUUAAUGAAGUGUAUUCGCAGAACUGCCUCGAGGAAGCAGCAUUGGUUUUCAUUAUCGAUGACGGUGACAAUUUUUAUGGGAUUCUGGUUAUUGGGAGCCCUUGUAUUCAAAUUUGCAGAAAAUUGGUCGUAUUUCAAUUGUGUAUAUUUUUGUUUCCUAUGCUUAUUGACCAUUGGCUACGGUGACUUUGCUCCAAAGACCGGUGUAGGUCGUGCAUUUUUUGUUAUCUGGGCCUUGGGUGCUGUGCCAUUAAUGGGUGCUAUAUUGUCCACAGUGGGUGACUUGUUGUUUGAUAUUUCCACAUCUCUAGAUAUUAAGAUCGGUGAUUCAUUCAACAAUAAAAUCAAAUCCAUUGUCUUCAAGGGACGUCAACGAGCGCUCUCCCUUAUGGUGAAUACGGGUGAAAUUUUUGAAGAAUCAGAUACAGGCGGGGACGACUUAGAAGAGGUUACAGUCAUCUCACAGUCUAGUCAAAUUCCAGAGAACAACGAUGAUACCUCAGAAUCAUUCUCUUCUGGAGUAUCGUCCCUACCAGCAAGCUUACAGGAAUCUUUUCCUUCAUUAUCAAAAACGCCUAGUUCAGAAAGGAUACUUCCUCUGGAAUAUUUCUCUUCUUCUGGGUAUUUACCAAAAGACUCAGGAAUCUACAACUUAAGGAACUUGCAAGAAUUACUCAAAGCUAUAAAGAAACUCCAUCGGAUAUGCCUUGUGGAUAAAGAAUACACACUUAGUUUUUCAGAUUGGUCUUACAUCCACCAACUGCGCUUGAAGAACAUUACAGACAUGGAGGAAUAUACGCAGGGCCCAGAGUUUUGGAUAUCACCAGAUACGCCUCUUAAGUUUCCGCUAAAUGAACCUCAUUUUGCUUUCAUGAUGCUAUUCAGAAACAUAGAAGAGUUAGUAGGUAAUCUAAUAGAGGACGAAGAGCUCUACAAGGUUAUAAGCAAGAGAAAAAUCGUGGGUGAGCAUAGAAAGACACUUUGA